AGAAAAAAAAAUUACAAAUAAAUGUCAAAUAACUUAUUCCAUGAACAUUUUAAUAAAUACAUUGGGUUGAAUUUAGUGCAGGCAGUACUUGGGACGCCAAAAGCUACGUAGGCUAGAAAAAAGGACCCCUGUAAGAACAUGAAAGUGGAGCAACUAAUUAAAAGGGUCUGUAGGAUAUGAUUAAGUGGCAUGGAUUUGAGUCAUCAUGGAUGAAAACAAUGGAAAUGGGGAGGUGGACUAUUUGCUGCAAGUUGAAGACUCAAUCAUAGAAGGAGUCAGCAACCCGGUCUUGUUUGUGGUCGUUCUCAGUGUCACGUUCCUGUGUGGACUGGUAACUCUGCUCUGCAGGUAGGCCUAUUCUACUUCUAUUCUCAGUGUCACGUUCCUGUGUGGACUGGUAACUCUGCUCUGCAGGUAGGCCUAUUCUACUUCUAUUCUCAGUGUCACGUUCCUGUGUGGACUGGUAACUCUGCUCUGCAGGUAGGCCUAUUCUACUUCUAUUCUCAGUGUCACGUUCCUGUGUGGACUGGUAACUCUGCUCUGCAGGUAGGCCUAUUCUACUUCUAUUCUCAGUGUCACGUUCCUGUGUGGACUGGUAACUCUGCUCUGCAGGUAGGCCUAUUCUACUUCUAUUCUCAGUGUCACGUUCCUGUGUGGACUGGUAACUCUGCUCUGCAGAAAUGAGCAGCAGAACAUCCACCCAGAGAACCAGGAACAUGUUCGUGCCGUCCGACAGCAGCUGCAGUCUGACUCGCAGGAAGGUGAACCAACAGAGCCCAGGCAGCAGUUCUAUACAGACAUGUCCUGUCCAGUGUGUCUACAGCAGGCCGUGCUGCCUGUGGAAACCAACUGUGGACAUCUCUUCUGUGGUUCUUGUAUAAUUGCAUAUUGGCGAUAUGGGACAUGGCUUGGUGCAAUCAACUGUCCCAUCUGCAGACAGAUGGUGACCCUGCUGUUCCCGCUCUUCCAUGAGCAUGCCGCCCCUCAGCAGGUACAGGAUGGAACAGUUGAACCGCUCCUCAUCCUCCGGGAUCUCGACGACUACAACCGCAGGUUCUCAGGACAACCCAGAUCGCUGAUGGACCGGCUGCGUGACGUCCCCACGUUGCUACGCCACCUCUUCAGGGAGAUGUUCUCCGUAGGGGGCCUGUUCUGGAUGUUCCGGAUCCGUGUCCUGCUGUGUCUGAUCGGGGCUCUGACCUACCUGAUCUCCCCUCUGGACUUCAUCCCCGAGGCUCUGUUCGGUCUGCUCGGCUUCCUGGAUGACUUCUUCAUCAUUCUGCUUCUGUUCAUCUAUAUCUCUAUCAUGUAUAGAGAGGUGGUGACCCAGAGACUGGCAGCGUGAUGGAGAGAGGUGGUGACCCAGAGACUGGCAGCGUGAUGGAGAGAGGUGGUGACCCAGAGACUGGCAGCGUGAUGGAGAGAGGUGGUGACCCAGAGACUGGCAGCGUGAUGGAGAGAGGUGGUGACCCAGAGACUGGCAGCGUGAUGGAGAGAGGUGGUGACCCAGAGACUGGCAGCGUGAUGGAGAGAGGUGGUGACCCAGAGACUGGCAGCGUGAUGGAGAGAGGUGGUGACCCAGAGACUGGCAGCGUGAUGGAGAGAGGUGGUGACCCAGAGACUGGCAGCGUGAUGGAGAGAGGUGGUGACCCAGAGACUGGCAGCGUGAUGACACCCGUUCAGUUCGGCUGCGGGGAAAUGUGAUUGUGAUGCAGGAGCCAGGAGGACAAUAUAUGCCAUGGACAUAGUUACUGAUGAUCUCUUAGCUUCGGGUCAAAGACACAGUGAGAGAGCUCUGUGGCUUUGGACUGGAGUUCCAUCAUGCUGAAGUGUGGGGACUAGUUAACGGGUCUGUUGGCAAAAUGUUUGUUAUUGGCAGGUUGUUAUUUCAUCAGUUGAUGUAAUCCUAUUGAAUAUGCUAAUCUUGAGUGUGUGAGUGUGUGAGUGUGUGAGUGUGUGAGUGUGUGAGUGUGUGAGUGAGUGUGUGAGUGUGUGAGUGAGUGAGACUCUGGGCUGGGACAAUAAACUGAUAAUUACUGA
Messenger RNA from Oncorhynchus keta (chum salmon), 2040 nucleotides. Its product is annotated as E3 ubiquitin-protein ligase RNF170-like. Bases 800 to 1345 code for a protein of 181 amino acids. Lineage: Eukaryota; Metazoa; Chordata; Actinopteri; Salmoniformes; Salmonidae. The transcript is spliced from 11 exons. The record is from RefSeq and is a predicted model, not a curated record. Gene Ontology annotation, molecular function: ubiquitin protein ligase activity.